Molecule: messenger RNA, 1052 nt
Organism: Phlebotomus argentipes
Lineage: Eukaryota; Metazoa; Arthropoda; Insecta; Diptera; Psychodidae
Product: serine protease 3-like
Exons: 2
Coding region: 27-1013 (328 amino acids)
Biological process (GO): proteolysis
Molecular function (GO): serine-type endopeptidase activity
Source: RefSeq, a predicted model, not a curated record
GAUAUCAGUUGGAAAGAAACUAAAGCAUGACGAUGAUCUGUGGUGUUUUCGUGACAGCAAUUCUUGCCGCUUUGGCAGUUUCUGUAAUUUCAGUAGAUUAUUAUCCUGAUUCUGGUGAUAUAGACGACUUACCUUUGCUUGAAAGCAGGAUUGUGAAUGGUGAUAUUGCUACAGAGGGUCAAUUUUGCUACUUUGUGCGUGUAGUGGCAUAUGGAGGUCCGCAGAAUGCAAUUAUGCAGCACAGAUGUGGCGGAAGCAUAAUCAGUUCAUGUUGGGUGCUCACUGCUGGGCAUUGUUAUAUUGCCAACCCCAAUGCAUCGCAGCCCAUCACGUACCACAUCGAGGCUGGAUCUAUUAUAUCUGGAGAACCGCAGCAGCUUCAAAUCAUCAUGAAUUCUGAUGCAUUUCUCCAUCCAGGCUAUAAUUUAGACACCCUAGAGAAUGAUAUUUGUCUUAUUAAGACCGAUCCUUUUGUGUUCAAUCAAUAUGUAUGCUCGCUAGAGAUUGCACCACGUUUCUGGAAUUCAGAAUCUUAUGCGGGCAAUACAAUCACAGCAAUGGGCUUUGGAUACAUCACAGACAAUGGACCGGUGUCUGAAUUCUUGCUCUGGACCACACUCACUGUGAUUCCGAAGGCAGAAUGUCAAUCUAUCUACACCGAAGCUGAGAAAUUCGAUCUCCCUCGGACUUGUUUCUGUGCUGUGGAUAUGGACGGACAAACACCAGUUUCUUCAAUCUGCUCAGGAGAUUCUGGAGGUCCGGUUGUAAUCAUGAAAGAAGGAAAGCCAAUUGAAGUCGGAUUGGUGUCAUUUGCACCCCCGUUUACAUCAAAUGAUGGAUGCUCUGCGAAUCCUCAAGGUUUCGUGGACGUCGCUAUGUUUCAUGAUUGGAUUCAAUGGAUAAUGAUGAGGGAACACAAUUACGAAUUUAAGUAUGAAAAAGUGAAGAAACAGAAAGAAAAACACAAAGAAAAUUCUCUUGGUAAUAAAAUUCUUGGUUUGUUGUUUGGAUGAAUUUUUAGUAUUCAAUAUAUAUUAAAAAUAUAUUGUUCU